Molecule: messenger RNA, 1337 nt
Organism: Micropterus dolomieu (smallmouth bass)
Lineage: Eukaryota; Metazoa; Chordata; Actinopteri; Centrarchiformes; Centrarchidae
Gene: bricd5
Product: BRICHOS domain containing 5
Exons: 6
Coding region: 121-819 (232 amino acids)
Biological process (GO): regulation of cell population proliferation
Source: RefSeq, a predicted model, not a curated record
UGUGCAGGGACAAAGAGAACCUGGUAUUGAGUCUCAGUCAGUGCUGGUCAUGACCACAGCUCCAUGCCGAUAGCUACGAGAAGGGAGCAGACCGAGUGAGGAGCCGUCAAGGGACACAGGAUGGUGAGGUGUUGGAAACAUUCAGACAGCCGUUUGGAGGAAGCACAGUGCACGGAUGGGGGCUCUGCUGCGUCCUCCCAGUCCCACUUUCCACACAAGGCAUUCUGGGUCAGCCUCUCAGCCUCUCUGCUCCUGGUCAUCAUUGCUCUCGGUUUGACGGGGCACCUAGGGCUGUCUCAACCUCACUCUCAGUCUUCGCAGACUGUAAGAAUCAUAGUUCCAGACCAGACUGGAGUUCUGAUCAACCAGUCAGCCGUCGUGGACCAUCAGAACGACCUGGUGACCUUUUCUGUGACCUCACCGGCCAAUCAGACGUCCACCGUGCUCUUCGAUACCAAACAUGGUUUGAUAUGUUACAAACCUGUGAACGAGGAGAGCUGCUUCCUGCGAAAGAUGGACAGGUCUGACUAUGACAACGUGCACUCCCUCCUCCACGAGUCAACACGCGAGCAGAGUCAGUUCCAGCUGUCUGGGAAUGAGACCCGAAGGCAGACAGAGUUCCUGGAAGUGCUGGCAGCCAGUCAGGUGGAUGUAGCCACGCUGGAGGAGCCUCUCCAAGCUCUGUGUCAGGACAGGUCCGUCCACUGGACCAGGAGGGCUGAGGGCCCAGGCAAACAGAGGCUGGUCUACUUCUGCAUCGACAUCUGCUUUCCCAGCAACAUCUGCGUGUCUGUGUGCUUCUACUACCUGCCAGAGUGACUGUGUAUUCUCUUGCUCUCCUCCCAGCAAAAGAUCAGGGAAACAAAGUUGUCUUUUUAGCUCCCUCUACAAGAAAGAAAAAAAAAAAAAGAAAAAAAAGAACAAAAGCCAGCUUUGACUGUUUCCUUCGUGCCAUACAGCCGCCAGUAAAGCAGCCAACCCUCCCAGUCCAUUUCCAUGCUUCCGAGACAGAAGAGAUGGAGACAGGCUGUCACGGUUAUUGCCAAAGCCCCGUCGUCACUCUCUUCAUGUGUAAUACCCUCUCUGGUGGCACACCUCAGAGAUUACAGAAGAAAGAUCCCCUUUUUUUGUACGUGCUGAUAAUUGUAUUUCCUGUAACCCACUGCUGCAGUGUAAUUAUGUGUAACCGUUUCUGUUGCAAUGAGUGUUUUCAUCUGCCCAAUAAAAGACUGUUUAUUGAAUUUUUGAGCCACUGUUUCUUGAUUAGACUGAAAAAAGAAUGACAAUAAAUAUGGUACACUAUAACAAAAAAAGGGUUGAAACGGAUCUCCUAUUGU